Drosophila novamexicana is the source of this 2097-nucleotide messenger RNA. It is a transcript of the gene DIP-zeta, whose product is annotated as lachesin. NCBI's taxonomy places the organism in Eukaryota, Metazoa, Arthropoda, Insecta, Diptera, Drosophilidae. Gene Ontology annotation, cellular component: neuron projection. The record is from RefSeq and is a predicted model, not a curated record. The transcript is spliced from 10 exons. Bases 344 to 1894 code for a protein of 516 amino acids.
UUCUGUUGGGUUUAAGACUUUGAAGAACUGGCUAAAAUGAUAGAAAAAAUACUAUUUUAGAAGGUUGAAGUACACUUUUAUAAUUUGAAAAAUAUCACAAGCCAAAUGAGCCUUACAGCUGUUGUGGUCAAAGAAAAUUAAACCGUGUUAAGAAGCUAAGCAAACAAAAAGCAACGCACAAACAAUAUUUAAUCGAGCCGCAGGCAAAUUUGAUAGCCGAGAGUGGAGCAGGGCUAAGUAAGGUCGCUCGCGGGGACUCGCGUGGAGAGAUGCACUUAAGCCAGGCCACGAGGCCAACGUUGGUGCUCCUGGCUGGGGAAAGUGGCAAGGCAACGGCAAGUUGAUGUUGCUGCCGUCUUGGCAUCUAAUUGGGGCCCUCCUAGUGCUCACGGCAACAGCGGGGGACUCCACCAACAAGAUCAUCUUGCCGCAGAUACUCAACGGCAGCGUCGGCGGCGGCAGCGGCGCCUACGGCGCCAGCAGCAAGCAUCUCAGUGGCAGCAAAUCAGCGGCACCCGCAACUGGCAGCGGUGGCGCCACCGCCAAUGGCAACACCGUUCUAAGCAGCAAUGGUGUAAUUGUCGCCGGCGGUAUGCCCAAUGUGCCAACAUCGAAUUUAAAUACUGUUGUUGAAGAACCCGAAUUUACUGAAUACAUCGAAAAUGUAACUGUACCUGCUGGACGAAAUGUCAAAUUGGGUUGCUCGGUUAAAAAUCUUGGCUCAUACAAGGUCGCUUGGAUGCACUUUGAACAAUCAGCCAUACUCACCGUGCACAAUCACGUGAUCACGCGCAAUCCACGCAUCAGUGUCACGCACGACAAGCACGACAGACAUCGCACCUGGUACCUGCACAUCAAUAAUGUGCACGAGGAGGACAAGGGGAGAUACAUGUGCCAGAUCAAUACGGUGACGGCCAAAACCCAGUUCGGCUAUCUGAAUGUUGUGGUGCCACCAAAUAUAGAUGAUUCGCUGAGUUCCAGCGAUGUCAUCGUACGCGAGGGCGCCAACAUUUCGCUGCGAUGCCGGGCCAGUGGCAGUCCCCGACCCAUUAUCAAAUGGAAACGUGAUGAUAAUUCGCGCAUAGCCAUCAAUAAGAAUCACAUAGUGAAUGAAUGGGAGGGCGACACGCUGGAGAUAACCCGCAUCUCACGCCUGGACAUGGGCGCCUAUCUCUGCAUUGCAUCCAAUGGCGUACCCCCAACGGUUUCCAAGCGCAUCAAAGUCAGCGUGGACUUUCCGCCCAUGUUGCUCAUUCCACAUCAGUUGGUUGGCGCUCCCGAAGGUUUCAAUGUUACCAUCGAAUGUUUUACGGAGGCACAUCCGACAUCCUUGAAUUACUGGACACGCGGCGAGGGACCAAUCAUACAUGAUUCGUAUAAAUACAAAGUCGAAUCAAGCGUCGGCGUGCCCGCUUACAAAACGCACAUGAAGCUGACUAUUAUAAAUGUCGGCAGCGGCGAUGAUGGCAUCUAUAAAUGCGUGGCCAAGAAUCCCAGAGGCGAAACUGAUGGCAUUAUACGAUUAUAUGUUUCUUAUCCGCCAACGACUGCCUCUUCGGGUCUCUACACAAGCGAGUCGCAUUGGGGCGAGGGCGGCAGCAAUAAUAUCGGCUAUGGCAAUUCCGAUGCCACGCGCUCCAAUUACGGUCAGGAUAAAAAUACGCGUUAUCAAUCGAAUUUGAAUGAAAUCGGUUUAUCAGAACAAAAAUCCUUCCUAGAUAAAACGCAAAGUGCGGUAACCGGAAAUGGCAAUUCCCCUGGCGCCGCCGUCGUCAGCAGCGCCGACAGCGACGCCAACUGCGCUGUCGCCAUUGCGUGGCUUGCUCUGCUGCCAACAUUGUUAAUAAUGGUGCGCGGAGAGGUUUGUGCAAGUCUUAGUUUAAGUAUAUGUUAACUUUGAGCUACAUAUCUAGUUGAUGUAAGGCUUUCAUCUAGCAUAUUUAUGAUAUAUAGAUAUAUAUACACUAUAUAAUACAAGCUACUCGUAUAGCCCCAAGUCAACAAGACCCUAGUUAUGAUCCGCCCCCGAAACGAAGUACGCAACAAAGCCAAAUAGAGCUUGCUGCUAAAAUAAUGUGGCAACCCUGUGCGUGAACC